Zasmidium cellare ATCC 36951 is the source of this 1026-nucleotide messenger RNA. RefSeq lists its product as uncharacterized. The transcript is spliced from 3 exons. NCBI's taxonomy places the organism in Eukaryota, Fungi, Ascomycota, Dothideomycetes, Mycosphaerellales, Mycosphaerellaceae. The coding region runs from base 1 to 1026 and encodes 341 amino acids. The record is from RefSeq and is a predicted model, not a curated record.
AUGUAUGGAAGCGCGCAUCCCUGCGCAGGGCGACCGGCUAGCGCCGUUUUGCUGCACCUCCUUGCCUUCAACAGCGCACGACACGACACCUCUUCGCGUCCAACACUUUCAAGACACCUUCGACGUCUGAAAGACACCAUGGCGAAAGCCUUCCCAUUCUUCCGCCUGUCGCGGGAAUUGCGCGACGAAAUAUACAAGGAGGUCGGGGGAGACACUAUCGAGUUCAACCUCAUUCCUGCGCCAAAGGACAGAGAUUCCACCGCUGAGGAUGAAAACCCGACCAUGGCCGUCAAAGUCGUCGGCGCGCCGACCCUGGCCCCUCUUCUCGUGUCUCGUGACUUCAAACACGAGUACGAGAUGGAGGUGCGGCGCGAGAUGGGUCUUGUGGCUAUAGGACCGCUGGAGAGCGAGGUACAGACGCUGGCUUUGUAUGAGGACGGCAAGGCCGAUCGCUGCUUGCGAUGGUGUUGUGCCUUGCUGAUUCAGAUGUGGAAACCCACGGACUCGCCCACUGUUGAGCGAUACGAUGCCGUGCUCGACCUGCUACUACCAUACACGGACAAUCUCCAGAUGGUGACAUACGCCCUGCUCGACAGACUGCCUACGGACGGCUCAGAGCAAGUCAUGCCAGAAACCGUGCUGGAUGCGUCCGCCUUCGACGAGCGCCUAAUAAAACCAAAAAACCAAAUCAAGGACAUCCGUCUCACCAGCUGUCACUACUUCGAGGGCCACAAGCUCUCGCUCCCCCAGUCUAUGCGACCGUUGCGCGAUGUUAUCUCAAAAUAUCCCCUGUUGUUCCGCUGGGCGAACCAGAUCGGAUGGCCCCGUGUCAGAGGUGUGAUACAAGCUUCUGACUGCAACGUCAUGGCUUACGAGGCUGUGGCUGUGAGGGACGAAUGUGGCGGGUUUGUCGGGCUUGAUUAUUUGAUCGCACCUUGUGCUGGAUUCAAUCAUGAAGGCGUGAUGAGAGGGGUUGAGGGGGUGCUGGAAGAGCGUCGUGACAGGGGUGCUGGUAGAGCGUCGUGA